UCGUCCUUAACUCACCAAGAACAAGGAAAAGAAAUCCACAGCUUAGCAACGCAUCCUACGCUACCACCAGAAAUCCUUCAAAGGCAUUUGCAACCAUGCCGAUCGUGAGGCGCAGCAACAUCUUUGAUCCCAUCUCUGUCGACGUUUUCAACACCUUCCCCGGCUUCGCGAGCGAAACCUCCGCCUUCGCCAACACCCGCAUCGACCGGAAGGAGACGCUCGAUGCCCACAUCUUCAAGGCCGACCUCGCCGGGGUGAACAAGGAGGAGGUGGAGAAACGCAGGGUCCUUCAGAUCAGCAGCGUGCGGAACGAGGAGCAGAAGGAGAAGAACGACAAAAGGCACAGCGUGGAGAGGAGGUUCCGGCAGUCGGAGAACGAGCAGGUUCUGGCUCGGCGUACGGUGCGAUGUCAUUCCGGGUUUACCGAGUCCGGUCGUGCCGUACAGAGACUUGAGAUUCGUUUCUCGUGUAAUGUGACGUAUAGCAGUAGCCGUGACGUGACGUGUUCUGAGGGCACAGUUGAGAAGCCCGACGGCAAGUCCCUAAGGAGGAAGGAGGAAGUUAAGAAGCCCGACGGCAAGUCCCUAAGGAGGAAGGAGGAAGUUAAGGAGCCCGACGGCAAGUCCCUAAGGAGGAAGGAGGAAGUUAAGGAGCCCGACGGCAAGUCCCUAAGGAGGAAGGAGGAAGUUAAGGAGCCCGACGGCAAGUCCCUAAGGAGGAAGGAGGAAGUUAAGGAGCCCGACGGCAAGUCCCUAAGGAGGAAGGAGGAAGUUAAGGAGCCCGACGGCAAGUCCCUAAGGAGGAAGGAGGAAGUUAAGGAGCCCGACGGCAAGUCCCUAAGGAGGAAGGAGGAAGGAGGAAGUUAAGAAGCCCGACGGCAAGUCCCUAAGGAGGAAGGAGGAAGGAGGAAGUUAAGAAGCCCGACGUGAAGUCCAUCGAGAUCUGAGCUCUGAUGCAUGCCGGAGAAACCCAUAGCUGAGCUUGCGACCUAUCCAAAUAAGUCUCUGUGGCAGUCGAGUGAGUGUGUCCGUCCUAUGUCUAAGUGUGCUAUUUGGUUCGUGUCUUUCUGUGUCCAAGUAGUCGGUCGACUUUGGGAACUCUGCAUUGCUCUCGCGGUAAUAACGUUUGUCAUGGAAGUAUUUCUUAAUUAAAUACGAGUCGGUCUAGUUCAUCCGUUUCAUA
Musa acuminata AAA Group (dessert banana) is the source of this 1182-nucleotide messenger RNA. RefSeq lists its product as uncharacterized. Lineage: Eukaryota; Viridiplantae; Streptophyta; Magnoliopsida; Zingiberales; Musaceae. Gene Ontology annotation, biological process: response to hydrogen peroxide; response to heat; protein complex oligomerization. The record is from RefSeq and is a predicted model, not a curated record. The transcript has a single exon. The coding region runs from base 96 to 866 and encodes 256 amino acids.